Messenger RNA from Capsella rubella, 1079 nucleotides. Its product is annotated as protein MIZU-KUSSEI 1. The coding region runs from base 16 to 894 and encodes 292 amino acids. The record is from RefSeq and is a predicted model, not a curated record. NCBI's taxonomy places the organism in Eukaryota, Viridiplantae, Streptophyta, Magnoliopsida, Brassicales, Brassicaceae. Gene Ontology annotation, biological process: hydrotropism. The transcript has a single exon.
UAUAAGACAGAACACAUGAGAGUCCAACUUCUUUCAAGUCUCAGGUCCAAGAAAGAAACAAAGGUUCUGUAUAUUCAUAGUUUAAAGAGAAUGAAGUCAAUCUUAGCCAACACUUCUCUCGACUCUUCGUUCUCUCUUUCUAAACGUUACUUCAACUGGAAGAAGAAGAAAGUUCAAGAAGACGACGAGGAAGAGGAAGAAGAAGAAGAAGACGAAGACUACAACCACAACGAAGAGAAAAUCUUGACCCGUUUCAACUUCUCCUCUGACCCGACCCGACCGGAUCAGUUCAGUACCCAACAGAUGAUGAAGAAGAAAAAGAAAAAGACUAUGGAAAAGAUCCGUUACGCACUCGGGUUCUCUAACUCGGGUCUUGGUUUCCGGGUCGUUGGUACUUUAUUCGGUAACCGUCGUGGACACGUCUACUUCGCCGUUCAAGAUGACCCGACCCGUUUACCCGCUGUUUUGAUCCAGUUACCAACUCCAACGAGCGUUCUUGUACGUGAGAUGGCUUCAGGGUUAGUGAGAAUAGCCCUCGAAACGGCGGCGUUUAAGACGGAUACAAAGAAGAAGAAGCUUUUGGAAGAGUCCUCAUGGAGAACGUAUUGUAACGGUAAAAAAUGUGGUUACGCGGCGAGGAAAGAGUGUGGAGAAGCGGAGUGGAAGGUGUUGAAGGCGGUCGGACCUAUAACAAUGGGUGCCGGAGUUUUACCGGCGGCGACGGUGGAAGAAGAAGGGAAUGGAGCGGUUGGGUCCGAGAAAGGUGAGCUCAUGUAUAUGAGAGCCAGGUUCGAGAGGGUUAUAGGGUCGAGAGACUCGGAGGCGUUUUACAUGAUGAACCCUGAUGUGUCUAGUGGUGGACCUGAGCUUAGUGUGUAUUUUCUAAGGGUCUAAUAAGAUAAAGAUUAGUAUUAUGAAGGUAAUAUUUGACCAUUUUUAAGAAUGUGGUUUUGAUAUAUUGGCUUUGUUUAAAUGAUGAUGUUGAAUGUGUAAUAUUGGAAUUUUAUCUUUAAUGAUGUUCCAAAAGAUUAGUGAGAUAAAAAAUAUGAAAUUGUUAUAAGAGUAGAAGUUAUGUAUCA